Guillardia theta CCMP2712 is the source of this 663-nucleotide messenger RNA. RefSeq lists its product as hypothetical. Lineage: Eukaryota; Cryptophyceae; Pyrenomonadales; Geminigeraceae. Gene Ontology annotation, molecular function: gamma-glutamylcyclotransferase activity. Bases 1 to 663 code for a protein of 220 amino acids. The record is from RefSeq and is a predicted model, not a curated record. The transcript has 6 exons.
AUGCAAACCGCGUCUCUCUUGUUUCUCAACACCUACAGCGCCUUCAUGUACACUGGCAAUCGACUGGACACUGGCCUGGAACAGCAUCUGAAUUGUAAGGGGAAGGCUGACGACAUUCUUCGUUUUGGAAGGGUCCGCUACUUUGCCUUCGGGAGCAACAUGAAUCCUGGUGUGCUGCAGGGUUUGCGCCAAGUCAAGCCAAUCAAGGCUUGUCCAGGCUUUGUCAAGGAAUACAAGUUGGCCUUCAAUCUCCUGGGUACUCCCGGUAUCGAACCAUCGUUCGCUUCAGCUGAGCCCAGUGACAAAGAAGACGACGAACUUCACGGUGUGCUAUUCACCCUCACAAGGCUGGACUGGGAGAAGGUGGCACGGACUGAAGGCGUUGGGUUGGCUUACAGCCUCGAGGAGGUAGUUGUCAACACCUACCAAGGAAGCAAGCUGCAAGCGGUCACCCUUAGGACAAAACCUGGACCUCUACGAGCUCCAUUUGGAAAGGACAUCCAACCCAGUGAGGGAUACCUUGAUCUCCUGAUCCAAGGUGCAGAAUAUUACAACUUGAACAAAGAAUACAAGGAUAAACUACGAAGUAUACGACCCAAUCCUGCUGUGUUGGUGAACACCAAAAACAUGUAUAGGUUUUUGGGAAUAAAUGUAUCAAAUUAA